GACGGCCAUGGUGGUGAUUCACUGCCGCUACCGGCUUCGUCUGGGUCUCGAGCUCGUGUGGGGCUGGGGGGGCCGGGGCGCGGCUCCGCGGGAGCCGUGCGCGUGGUUGCGGUGCGCCAGCCGUCUCCCUCCAGGGAGGACGAAUUCGUCGACUUGGAAACAGGUAUUAACCACCACAGUGCAGCAGGUAGGGCGUCUGCACGUCCAGUUUCGGAGACGAAUGGACUUCUCUCGCGCGCUGCUGAAAGCGUUGCUAGCGCUGCUAGCAGGUUUGGUGAGGCUGUUGACCGGUGGAAUGCAAAUGCAGAACGGUGGAAUGCAAAGGCAAAACGCGAACUUGAGGACGAGCGCGUGUUUAACGCCUUCGAGCAGAAACUCGCCGACUGUUGGGACAAUAAUUCCG
Amoebophrya sp. A120 is the source of this 403-nucleotide messenger RNA. The record is from the annotation of a GenBank genome assembly. Lineage: Eukaryota; Dinophyceae; Syndiniales; Amoebophryaceae.